This is a messenger RNA of Astrephomene gubernaculifera, 892 nucleotides long. Lineage: Eukaryota; Viridiplantae; Chlorophyta; Chlorophyceae; Chlamydomonadales; Astrephomenaceae. The record is from the annotation of a GenBank genome assembly.
GUUAAAGUUUUACGUGAUUGCAUAGCGCAUCCUGAUCUUUGUAGAAGCCUUGCUUCUGGGCGUGGAUUGUGAGUAAGAAUGUUAGUAUCUGGGCCUCAGGUGCGCCCUGCGGCCAGUGCUCGUGUGACAAAUAGGUCUUCAAGAUGUGUAGUCCGGGCGAGGGCAAGCGCUGAGUAUGAAACGCUCAGAGGAAAAACGGUUUACAAGGCAUCAAGUGGAGAGCCCGUCGAACUUCUAUCUCUAUGGGACGCAUCCUCCGGUUCCAAAGCUGUCAUCCCCUUCCUCACGCACUUUGCGGACCUCUCCUCCUGGGAAUACGCGCAGCAGCUGCUGAAGCUGCUCCCCACGCUGGAGGCCUCCGACGUGCGGGUGCUGGUGGUGGGGCUAGGCAGUGUGGGCAAUGCACAGGCCUUCUCCCGCGCCCUCUCCUUCCCCCCCUCCCGCCUGCUGGCCUGCCCCUCCCCCGACCUCUACCGCGCACUGGGCUUCUCCCCCGGCCUGGCACCCGACCUGCCGCUCAGCCCUGCACUCAAGCUGCUCCCCAUGCUGGCCGGGCUGGGCUCGCCGGGCACACUGCAGGAGGUCCUCCGCGGCUACACGGGCGACCCCUCCGCGCCCGCCCUCUUCCCCUCCCCCUCCCCCUUCGACCUGCUGGGGGGGCCGGGCGCCCUGCGGCCCAUGGAGCUAGCCACCCGCCGGCUGUUCAACAUGGGCGGCAUAUUGCCGGCAUGGGGCGACCUAGCCCCCCCCGACCCCCGCCUGCUGACUCAGCAGGGCGGCACGCUGGUGUUCAGCGGGACCAGCCUGCUGCUGAAACACGUGGACUCGGGCAUCCUGAGGUACGCCGACCCGCGGGUCGUCAUGCAGGCGGCGCUGGGGGCGGAGUUCAGGG